GAAGGUUAUAAUGUUUAUUACUACAGCUGAAACUAAUGAAUAUUUAGUUGAAAUUUAUUGAAAAUUUUUUUAUAUUAUAUGUCGUAUUUAAGCAUAAAUAUAUUGCCUAAUAUUGGGCUGAAUAGAUAAAAUUCAAAAUAUGAUACACAUAAAAUAGAAAAAUUCAAAACAAUUUCGUCAGGGUUUAGGGUAUUGAUAUGGGAGGAUCUGUAAGUCAUGCUUUUCAAUCAGUUGGAAAUGGACAUGGGCAUCGUGUCUCGGAUGCGACCCGCCAACGAGUACAAUUUGUAUUCGAUGCAUUACGUGCAAAUCCUCGAGUUACCACACAGAAGUUAGAAGGAUUAUUACAACAAAUACCGAAGAAUGAGAAUAUAUUAACGGUACAUGAUGCAUCUGGAUACAAUCUGUUACAAAAAUGUGUUGGCGCUAAUAAUGUCGAACUUGUGAAAUGGUUACUAUGCAGGCAUACAACAGCUGAUGUAAAUCGAUGCCCUUGCAGUUUGCCUUUACAUAUUGCAUGCUUAAAAGGGCACGAUGAGUGUGUGGAGUUAUUGUUAAAGCAUGGAGCUAGAAUUGAUGUAGAGGCACGAAUGUGUUGGCCUGGUGCUCACAGUCAAAAUUGUGAAGAACGCGGGAAAUAUUCAAUUAACGAAGAAGGUAUGAUUGAAAGACAAUCAACAAAAUUACAAUCUGCCAUUUAUUACGCUUUAGACGGGGAUCAAGUAAAUAUUUUAACAAUGUUACAACAACGCUGCGAAGAACCUUGGAUGCCGUUUAGACAACGAAAACCAUUAUUACAUAUUGCAUGUGAGCGAGCUGCUUGGAAAUGUGUUCAGCAAUUAGUUGCAGAUCGGCAAGAUGAAAUUAACAUGUUACGUGAUGAAUAUUAUCCAAUACAUCAGGCUGUUUUACAUGAUAGUAAAUUUUUAGAACUUCUUAUUGCAUCUGGUGCUGAAACAACUGUACGAACUUGUACACAACAAAUGACUUUAUUACACGUUGUAUUAUUAAUUGCGAGAAAAUCAGCGGAGGACACUCAGGCUACAAUUAAAAUUCUGCUCGAGCAUGGAUGUAAAGAACUUAUUAACGCUCCGGAUAGUUUAGGUAAUACACCACUCCAUGCUUUAGUGGUACGAUAUGCUCUGGAAGAAGCUCGUUAUGGAUAUGAAAAAUGGAAUAAAUGGGAUGUAUUACAUUUGGUUCGAUAUUUAUUACAAAAUGGAGCUGGCCCUUCAAUAAACCAAACAGGAAACUCAGCAUUGGCGUGCGUUUUAAGACAUGUCCGUGAUUGGGAUGUAUGCUACGAACUACUAAACAUGCUCCUAACACAUGGCGGUGAGCCCAACAUGGUUGGACGCGAUGGUUCUGUUCCAAUAAUGGUAUGCCUCGUACCACUAAUCAACAAAGACCCCUUACAUCAUUUUACACAUAGCAUGAAAGUAUGUUACUUAAAUUGUAUUCGAAUCCUAUUAAAACAUGGUGCAAAUCCAAAUUGUAGCAACCAAUGUAACUUAACGCCAUUACAUGUACUUGUGUUCACUGUUUCCGAAAACAUCACAAUUAAUUGCGAUACACAAAAGAAAUUAAAUUUUGAAUUUAUUAAAAAUUUAUUAAUUUUAUUGUUAACACAUGGUCUGGAUUUAAAUGUUCGAUUUACAAAUCAUACACAACACAUUUUAAAAUCCUGUAUGGAUAUGAUAUGUAAUGUUCGAGAUUCCAAGGAUAUAGAUUAUGUCCAUGAUUUAACGUUAACAUUUAUACAAUAUGGCGCCAAUCCAAAUAUUAGUUUAAAUAUUUAUCCACAACAUUUUCAACAUCAGAAUUCAACGAAUAUAUUUAAGGCGAAAAAGAAUUUUAUAUUGUACUAUUAUAUAAUGUUAAUAUCCAAAAAAGAAAAUCUUUUAUUAGAUCCAAAAUAUACAUUCACAAAAUUAAUUUAUUUAUUUUAUAUGGCUAUGAAUCAUAAUGCGUUGUUUAAUUGUUUAAAAAUGUUAUAUACGCAACAAUUAAGUCAAGUGCCAGUUAAACAAACUGAAGUGUUGACAAGUUUAAUACGUGAAUUAUAUAAACGGCCGCGUUCAUUAAAACAAAUAUGUCGGGUACGAAUUUAUGAAAGUAUGGGGCGUAAACCCGGUUUAUUGGUAAAUAAAUUAAAUUUACCAAAUUCGUUAAAAGAUUAUUUGUUAAAUUUUGAUCUAUAAAAAGAAUUUUAGAUAAUACAAGCUCAAUUCAUAUAUUGGUCCGAUUUCAUCUCAAUAUAAUAUUUGUUGUAAUCAAAGAGGUCAUGCACACCUCAGUUUAAAUGGAUUUUAUGUUCCGAAAUGAGCCUGCCCACCAAUUUUUGAAAAUGAUUUCCACUUUUAAAGAAACUUGUUUUUGUUAAUCACAUCGUAUUUUGUAAAAUUUAAUGUAAUCUCAAAAUGAAUACAAAUAUAAAUAAUUAUGUUUGGAGUUUAAAGUGACGGGCGCCCAGAGAUAAAUAAAUUUCUAUUUAGCGCCUUUUAAAAGUUAAAUAUGCUUAUUAAAAUGCGUCCCUCUAGAGAUUUAGCCUCUUUUCUGGACUAUAGCUCCGACAUUGCAAAAAUUUUGAUAUCACUAUCUUUUGAAAUGGAAAGUUUAUUUAAUAUUCCCAAAUAUCUGCAUUAAUUUGGUUUAAUUAAGUAAUAAUGAAAAUCAAAUAAGUGAUUUGCAACGUUAAACAAACUGAGUUAUACAGAAGACCAUACAGACAUUGUAAACACGUGUCCAGGGGACCUGCGGACCCAGUAUAAAAGAAAAAUUUAAUGCGUGCGCCAAUAAAAGAGACAGGCGGCGGAUUAACGAAGGUUCUAAAAGUCGACACUUGAUUCAUGGCGACUAAAAAAAUAUCUAUUUUGAUAGAUUUAUAUUACGGGGGGUGCCUGUGUACAUCUUCACUUUUUUUUUACAGACCUGACAUCCAUAUCAGGUUUAUUUCUAUUGGAAGGAAAUUAAUUUUGUAGAAAUUAAUUUUUUUCCAAAAAAUAAUACUUUUCUUAUUUUACCACAUAAACUUAUCCAAUAUUAAAAAAUAAAAUGUUGUGGGCAUGCUCAUUCAAUUGAUUUACAAAUAAAUCAAUCUCUCUCUUCCGACAUAAAUCUUUUGUCAUUAUUUUACACUAACUACCCAGAGAGUAUCUAUUGCAAGCCGCUACCUUAUAUGUUUUUAUUUAUAGAAUAGAAUCGUACAUGAAUGAAUCGGAUCUAAAAAUGCUUUCCAAGAUCAGAAGGCUUGAAUUGUUUGCAAAAAUAUUUUCAGAAAAUUUUCGUACUUGAAAGCAAAUCACAAAUAUUCAGAAUAAGGGUUUAAGUCUGUAAUUAUUACUUAAGAAGAUUUUUUUUAUAAACUUAUGACAAUUUCAAUCAAAAAUCACGUUCAAAAAUUCCAGCCAAAUAUUUUUUACGGUAACUUAUUGAUCUUGUGGAUGUUUCCUUAGAAAAUUAAUAAUAUACAAUUUUUGAUCCUAGAUCAGCAAAUAUUACUAAAAAUAUUUAAAUAAUUCGUCGAUUAGCCGAUAUAAUUUCUUAAUAAUCUCGGAUGCAGUUUUUUACCUGUUAACGCACACAAAAUUAAUUAUCCGUUUUUUGGCUACGCACAAAUAUUAAAUCUGACGCGCAAAUAUCAAUUAAAUUGGUUUACUAACAAGUGCGAAGAAAAAAGUGUUAGUUGAAAUUAAUUAAAGAUGAAGGAACCUGUGUAAAACUUUUGUACUUUUAUAAGCUGGAAAUUUUGUACACAUAUUGUCAAAUUUGAAUUAGCCUUCCGUAUUAAUAUAAUAUUCCGUAUAUUAUAACGAAAGAAAAUGUCUCGUAAAUGGCAUAUGUGUAAUAAUAAUUUGCUUCGAAGCAACAUUUUAAUAAAUUGACCGCCGAGAAUUACUUCUACCAAGUAUUUUGGUGAAUUGAACUGUACGUUUGUUUGUCCCUUUCUUCUUAAUUUAAAAAUAAUUAUGAACAUAAUUAAAAUCAGAAUUCAAUUUUCUAUUGUUUAAGUAAUGAUUACAAACUUGACUAAACUUAAAACAACAUCUCUUUUUAUCAAUUCAACAAACUAUAAAAAAUUAUAUAAUCACAAUCAAAUAAAGAUAAUGGAAUUCUUAAAUUAAUAAAUUAAACUGAAGAUGUUCGAUGAUGAAUUUAAAAAAAAAAAAAAAUAUUACGCUUGUCUGUAUUUGCAUGGAAAGAAUUAUUUAUCUAAUCAAAAAAUGUUAUACUUAAAAAAAAUGUACCAGGUGUAUCACAAUAAAUGAUAAAAAAUCUAGAGAGUUAUAGGGUACACCGAAAUAAAAAUUUUGGUAUUAGGAAUAUAUGUCUGGAAACACUUCUCACAUACCGCAACGAAUUUCUAUCUAAUCCUUUGUGUUUACUAAAAAUUGUAUCGUUUUACGAUAAAAAAUGUCAGCCAUUUAAAGUUUUGCUCUAUCUCUAACGGAUUGUGAGCUAUUAAAUAGCAAAAAUGUUUUUCAUAAAAAUAUCAAAAACUUUAUUUCAAAAAAAUAUUUUGAAAACCCAAUGAAUUUGGUAGUAAUUUGACACGAUAUACCAAAUUUCUGACGUCUUAAGCUUUGGAUGACAGCUUUUCCGGACACAUGUUACUACUACCAAUUUACUUGAGAUAAAAUUAAAAUACAUUACAGUUAUAAUAAACAUUUUUUCCAUGCA
Molecule: messenger RNA, 4680 nt
Organism: Chrysoperla carnea
Lineage: Eukaryota; Metazoa; Arthropoda; Insecta; Neuroptera; Chrysopidae
Product: serine/threonine-protein phosphatase 6 regulatory ankyrin repeat subunit B
Exons: 8
Coding region: 198-2201 (667 amino acids)
Biological process (GO): intracellular signal transduction
Molecular function (GO): protein binding
Source: RefSeq, a predicted model, not a curated record